UCAUCAACCAAAAGUCGGGCCAGUUACAAAGUAAUCUAUGAAAGGGUAUAAGUACAAAAGCAAGUAUCGGGCUUCUCUUUUUAUCGCGUAUGAAUAUUUCCCAUGAAGCAUUUGUCAACUUCCUUUUUCGCGUCAGAAAGUGAGGCAAGAUGACCCAGAAGCGCAGGAACAAUGGUCGCUCCAAGAAGGGACGCGGACACGUGAAGUUUGUCCGCUGCACCAAUUGUGCUCGUUGCGUUCCCAAGGACAAGGCCAUCAAGAAAUUUGUCAUCAGAAACAUUGUAGAAGCAGCAGCUGUUCGGGAUAUAUCAGAUGCCAGUGUUUAUGAAGUCUAUGCCCUGCCCAAGCUGUAUGCCAAGCUGUUGUACUGCGUGUCCUGUGCUAUCCACUCAAAAGUGGUGCGCAACCGUUCACGUGAGGCCAGGAAAGAUCGAACCCCUCCGAUUAGGUUCCGACCGAUCAGGGAGGGAGCAGGUCCAAGAGCUGGAACUGGUGGACAGCGUUGAGAGAUAGACAGAGAGAAAUAAACUUUUGUCCACACAUU
Messenger RNA from Pomacea canaliculata, 544 nucleotides. Its product is annotated as 40S ribosomal protein S26. Gene Ontology annotation, biological process: translation. NCBI's taxonomy places the organism in Eukaryota, Metazoa, Mollusca, Gastropoda, Architaenioglossa, Ampullariidae. Bases 150 to 506 code for a protein of 118 amino acids. The record is from RefSeq and is a predicted model, not a curated record. Gene Ontology annotation, molecular function: structural constituent of ribosome; mRNA binding. Gene Ontology annotation, cellular component: ribosome; cytosolic small ribosomal subunit. The transcript has 4 exons.